This is a messenger RNA of Durio zibethinus, 2440 nucleotides long. NCBI's taxonomy places the organism in Eukaryota, Viridiplantae, Streptophyta, Magnoliopsida, Malvales, Malvaceae. The record is from RefSeq and is a predicted model, not a curated record.
UAUAAAAUCACCCUUGAGAAAGAAAAUAUAUGGGUGUUUUGAGAAACCCAAAAAUUGUCUCAUCAAGUUGCUGAUUCUACUCCUAGUUUUAUCAUAUUCCAAAUAAAGUUGUGUUUAAAUUAAAGCCGGUUAAGAUGGGUGAGGAGCAAAAUCUAAAGCAGACAUUUUGCUAUUCAAGAGUUAUUAUAGUCAACAUGGUUCCUUUAGAGCACCUAAAAUUAAAGCAUUCCUAUAUGUUGAAAAGUCAUUCAACACUGGCUUUCAAUCUCCAUCAGUCUUUAUAACAAAAAAUGAAAGGCAGGGAUUCUGCUAAACAACACAAUUAAUUUCCUGUGAUUUUAUUUGCUAUAGUGAUAUUUUACUUGUGACAAAAGGAUUCCUAGCUACUUUUUGAUCAAUGUUGACUGAUAUGAAGACAUGCAUAGGCAAAAAUGAUGUAACUCUAGCAUCUGUUAACACAGUUUAGUUGUUUUCUAUGCUCGGUUGUGGAUAUCCUAGCCGCACAAACAUGCCUCAAUUAUGAAUGGAUGGCCUGAUGGCUGAUGGGCCAUCCAAGCUAAAGGAAAUUCCCUUAUGGCUUAACAUUUUUUCAAGGUCCAUACCAAAAGACUGACUCUUUUCUGAACCCCCAUGCUCUCUUAUCCUUCCAUUUAUUUGAUAAUGACCCUUAGUUUGGAGCCUAACCAGCUAGCAGCAAACAGUCCCUCCCUCCAUCUUAGUCAGAAGAAAAAGAGAUUCCUUGCAUUGCCCCAUAUCUUUUGCCUUUCAAAUAUUCCUUUAACUAUUGAUUCUUCGUUCAUACUCUCCACCAUCUCCAUUAUCUCAUACAAAGCAUAAUCUUCUCCAGGUUUCUCAUUGUCCCCAUCUCCUUGGCCUCAUGGUGGUGCCGGAGUUAGAGGUAAGCUUUUAUUGCAUCAAUAGAACAUCAACGAUAUUGCAACAAUCUCAGCUAACCAGUGUUUGUUGUCGUCAAAUAUUGCAGAAACCUCGAGUCAUCGAGAUACAAGUCCGAAUGGAUUGCAAUGGCUGUGUGCAGAAGAUCAAGAAGGCGCUACAUGGCAUUCAUGGUAUUUAUGAAGUUUAUCCUGAUAUUGCUCAGCAGAAAUUGACAAUAAUAGGGUGGGCAGAUCCAGAAAGAAUAGUUAAGGCAAUUAGAAAAACUAGGAAGAUUGCAACAAUCUGUUCCCAUUCAGAACCAACAAAACAACCGCCUGAAGGUGGUCCAGCAGCUGCAGAGGCAGCAAAUCCUCCUCCAUCAGAAGCUCCACCGGCUGAAGCUGCUCCACAAGUUCAAUCACAGCCUGAAGCAGCCCCACCUGCAGAGCCACCAAAAGACCUACCACCACAAGAGAAUCCACAGCCACAGCAAGCACCAGCACCUGCAGCUACUGAUGCCAAUGCUAGCCAGCAACCACCACAACCUUCUGGACCCAAAGAUGUCGAAGAAGUUCCUGUAAUAUGCCACCAUCCACCUGAUUAUGGGUAUAGAUAUGGCUAUAUUCACAGCUAUGGAGGGCCCUGGAGCAGACAGUACCCCAAUAGCCAAGGCAGUAUCUAUCCUGAACCACUAAGCAGACACCCUAAUAGCCAAGUUUUCCACCAUGAACCACCACAACCUGCCUUUUUAACUCACAGCUACAGCACAUACAAGCCAUCACCAUAUGUAACAGAAUAUGAAUAUGUUCAUUCACCACCACGGUACACGCAUUACAGUAGGAUUGAUCACAACAAUGAAGACUAUCCCAAUAAUUACGGCAAUGGCGGCGGCGGCAGCAGCAGCAGCAACGGCAAUGGCAAUGGAAAUAUCACAUCGAUAUUUAGCGAUGAAAAUCCCAACGCUUGUAGCAUAAUGUAGAUAGUUAAGCUAGAAAGAAAUGAUCGAAAGGGGCUCUUUCUUUUGCCUCCGGGUGGGAGAGGAAAAAAAAACUGUAGAAUCUUGAGGCGGCACUAUUUUUUUCCUAGGAGCAUGUGCAAAAAGAAGCAAAAAAAACCUGCCCAUGUUGAGGGAGGUAUCGAAUCGAUUCUAUGCUUGUAAGUGCUGGAAGAAUCGUUUCUGCAAUCCACUUGUGAGAGAGAUUAUUUGCUAUCAGGGUCAUUUCUUGUGAAAAUAUAAAUCUACAAUCCAACUUCUCAGCCAGCCAACCAUCCAAUUUCGCCAGGAUAUUGAUAUUGUUUCUCAACUCUUUCUAUAAAAACUAGAUGGUUCUUAAAACUACUUCAUAUUUGGUUCACAAGUCUCACAUAUAAAUUAAGGCGUUCAAACUUGAAAUCAUUAAAAAUAGAUUGUUAAUGUCAAAUAUUCUUAGGAGAAACUGAAGAAUCAAAAGUACAACAUUGAGGGACUCAAGAUUCAGGACUUCAACCAGAUAUACUACUGUACUUGUAUGAUAUUCCCCUUAAUGAUGACAAGGCUCCCAAGCUGAUUUCAGAACAAGAGAAA